Cantharellus anzutake is the source of this 1467-nucleotide messenger RNA. RefSeq lists its product as uncharacterized. NCBI's taxonomy places the organism in Eukaryota, Fungi, Basidiomycota, Agaricomycetes, Cantharellales, Hydnaceae. The transcript has a single exon. The record is from RefSeq and is a predicted model, not a curated record. Bases 256 to 1383 code for a protein of 375 amino acids.
GUAGGCGGAGGCCAUCAUCUUCAAAGGAGCCGUCUCCCAAUCAAGCCGUCGAUUCUCUCCCUAGCAGCCCAGGGACCUCGGUGCCGGACUCCCCUCGCCUGCCUCCUCGCCACAGGGGGUCGGGCAUGAAGCAAGGGGAGGUGACUCGCGACCUCGGCUCCCGAGGCAGGAGCCCUCCCCCGUUAUUCUAGAAGAGCCUCUGGCAAUUAACGUAGCGCCAGAACUGCAGCAACCACAUCCAGAUGAAGAUAAGGCAUGUGCGAUGUCACCAAGGUCGAUCUUGGAUUUGCUCUCUGCUCCAGUGCCCUCCAGGGCACCCACACCCUACCCGAUGAUUUGGCAGGUACGAACGCGGUUGACUUGUCUGGUCUCAUACCGAUGGAGAAUGAUGAUGAUGAUGAUAAUGAGGAGGGGGCUGAAAACAAUGUGGGGGACACUGAGGGAGGAGACUCCACUUCGGCACGGGUAGUCGAGUUGCGCGGUGGUCCGUUGACUCCCAGUCAACGUGAAAUUAUACAUGAUCUGAUGGAGCGGCAUGUCGAAACUCUGACAAGAUAUGCGUGCGAGGGGAUCAAGUCCCCGGAGACUUUGCUGAAGGCGGCCCACUGCAUGGUCACUACGAAAAGUCGUCGACAGAAUGGGGACAGUUGGAAUGCCUUCGAGUGUCUUCACAAACGAGGCGACAUUUGCCUCAGGCGCCAGCAACCCGAUUCAUCUCUCCCUCGUACACCAGAGGGCACUGAAGCGGAGGUCCUUGCUCAUGCACCGGAGUGCACUGAAGCGGAGAUCCGCAAUGAAUAUGAGAGCCAGAUCAGGAGUCUUGGUGGCAAGACAUCACCCGAAUGGAAAGAGCGGGCAGCGAAAAUAACGGAGCAACACAGUGAAGUCACCAAAAGCGUCGUUAGCCAGCUUGCCUCCGACCCUCACAUUCAGGCUCGGAAUAUGGCCUUCUAUCGUGACCGCAUCAAGAAGGAUAUGACCUGGGCUGCGUUAUGUGGGAUCCACAUGGCAAUUGUUAUGGUCUCAGCCACGGACCAUCCUGCCACACAGAAGCACAAUGGUGUGUCGACGAACACGGCAGCAAUGGAGGCUUGGUUCCAAUCCAUCUGUAAAUCCAACACCAUUCUUUUUGACAACAUUCGGACGUUCGUCACACAACGUGAUGGGAAAAAUGCCGAUGGGGAGUUUGUUCCACCCCCAACGCCCCGUUCUCGUGACGACUGCCGGACUGCCUCACGCGCCCAUCUUGCCAACCAACUGCUUGCCUUUUUUGUGGGCAAUAAUCCCUUGAACGGGCAGUUUCCUUGGGGCAUGCUUCCGAAAAAGCUUCUCGAUGCCGGCCGCUGCCUCACCCAGUGGCCGGAUGAUGCGGAAUUCGACUAAAUGGUGUCCCAGCAGACUCCAGUCCCCUUUGGAUGCGGGACCUUUGCUUUCCCUGGGGUUUUGAUGGAGCCUCGGCACUCUGCA